AUGGAACUCUUCGAGAAACACAUCAAUGGUCUCGAUAUUGUGAAUGCAUUCGCUUUCCAACUAAAUCGACGAAUCGAUAGAUUGAUUCUUCAAUGCCAACGUUUCCAAUUUGAUUUCAUCCGAUGUCAUAAAGAUGAUUUUGCUAUUUGUCUCAAUCUACUACCCGCCUAUUCAAGUAGAAUCGAAGAGUUAGGACUGUCCGAGCAUAAAACACCGGGACAAAUAUAUGCUUUCUUACAUGCCUACCCUAAAUUUAGUUCAUUUCCACAGCUUCGUCGACUUUACUUUCAUAUGGAUCUGAAUAAUUGCGAUCCGACAAUGAUACAAAUAGCUUUGGAUUCGCUUGCCGAAACACCCAUUGAGACACUCGCAGUGAAGAUAGUUGGCAUACCAGAAGAGCAAUACCGCUCCUAUGGUUUGAACUUAGCACAGUUCUUUCAGCUUCCAACGGUGAAAAAACUGGCUUUUGCCACUAAUGUCGGAUUUCCAUACGAUUUCUUUGAUAAUGUAAUAAAACCUUCGAACAUCGAAUAUUUCACUUUUGCGGAUCCAGAAAUUAAUUUUGGUGACUUCAGUUUUCUAUUACGAUUGAUGCCGAAUCUGAAAUAUCUCAAUAUUCGUUUGACUUCUGCACAAUAUGGUGUUCGACGUUGGCGAGACGUCGAUCAAAACAAACUGUUCCCACUCAUGCCCAUGAUGAAGACUUGUAUCGUUCAUGUCGACGACAGAAAACCGAUCGAGUUCGAUCUUCUAGCACAUCACCUGAAAGCAAUGCCUGAUUUACUUCAAUUGGAAGUCACUGCACCUCAUAAACUUUUCAAUGCACAGAAUUGGGAAGAUCUGAUCACAUCAUCACUGACGAAACUCGUUCAUCUACGCCUCUAUGCCACGAGGCAUCAUCAAGAUCCGGAAACUGUUGUACAAAUCACAGAUGCAUUCAAAACUCCAUUUUGGGUCAAGAAGACGAACUUUGUCUUUAUGCUUAUGCAAUUGAUCGAUUUGCUUGCUAAACGUCGAAAGGUAAAAUGUCGAAAAUACUUAGAUGUCGUCAUUGACCAGUAUCGAUGUUUGUUCUAA
Molecule: messenger RNA, 1077 nt
Organism: Adineta steineri
Lineage: Eukaryota; Metazoa; Rotifera; Eurotatoria; Adinetida; Adinetidae
Source: the annotation of a GenBank genome assembly